CUUUGGAUUGUGGGUUCAGCCGUUGUCACCACAGCUACAAAAGAAAGAGGUGCUACUGAUUGAAUUCCUAGCUAGCUAGCUGUUGCUGUCUGUACGGUACCGUAUUGUUAUUACUCGACCAUGAUGAUGGAGAUGGUUUCGGGCCGCCGAUGGUUCAUCCUUGCGAUUUUGUUCCACUUGGCAUGGUCUUCCCCUCUUUCCAACGGCCCUUGGGGUCCUACCGAUCCGGUGGCCGAUCCUGCUGCCAUCAUUCUUGUACCGUCUGUUCGGGUGACAGUCCUGACCGAUCGCGUGCUUCGAAUCGAACGCAUUGCCAAGAAAGCGGAGGAUCGAAAGACGGUUGCCGUGAUUAAUCGCAAACUCCCCGUGCCACACUUUGAACACUCCAUCAAUAAUAAUAAUAAUAAUAACAAUGGGAACCUAUUGACGGUCCAGACCAAAUGCAUCACACUGACGUACCGUGUCGGCACAGAGUUUUCGGCGGAAACCUUGCAGGUCAAGGGCAACAUGUACUGUCAUUCAGCAUCAUCGCCGGAUAAUAAUUCCUCAUCAUCGUGGACAUAUCUCUAUGGACAGCACGAUCCGCACAAUCUGUUGGGGACGAUUCGAACUCUGGAUGGAGAAAAUGCCGCGACGCUCAACUGUUCCUUGCGAGAUCCCGUGGUCGAUCAUUGCGAAUGGGGGUUGAUUUCCCGCAGUGGAUAUGCCAUUGUCAAUGACACCCACAACUUUUGCCUGAGCGACCAGGAGGAUUGGUGGGAUGGACGCAACCGUGACGACGAGGAUUUUUACAUUUUUGGACAUGGACAUGACUACCAAGCAGCCUUGCAGGACUAUCGGCUACUAGGAGGAGCCAUUCCCCUGCUGCCACGAUAUGCCUUGGGUGUUUGGUACUCGCGCUGGUUUGACUAUACGGCUGCCUCUGCGGCAGAAAUGGUGCGACAAUUCGAAUGGCGUGCCAUCCCGCUCGAUGUCUUUGUGCUCGACAUGAAUUGGCAUACCAAAAACAAUUGGACGGGGUAUUCGUGGGACAAGAGAAUGUAUGGCAAUCACCCGGAGGAUGCCGUAUCCUACAUGAAGGCCAGAAAUUUGGCCGUCACGUUGAACUUGCAUGAUGCCGCUGGAGUCUAUCCAUUUGAAGACAAGUAUUCCGAAAUGUGCCGCGCCACGGGCUGUCAAGAGGGCUAUCCGGUUCCCUUUUCCGUUGUGAAUCAAACCAUUGCAUAUGCCUUGGAAGAUCAAGUCAUGCAGCCUCUGGAGAAGAUCAGUGGUAUUGAUUUCUGGUGGAUUGACUGGCAACAGGGAGAAAAGGGCCCCGGGGGUGCUGCAGGUGGCAAGCAAAAUCCAACCAUUUGGACGGCUCAUAUCAAAAGUACCAAUGCCAACAGGCGUCGCCAGCAGCAAAAUCAACAACAAGAUGAGACAGUCCGCAACAUGGUGUUGGCAAGAUGGGGUGGACUCGGAGGCCAUCGCUACCCCGUGCACUUUAGUGGAGAUGUGGACACUGUUAAUUGGGAAAAUCUGGAAUACCAAGCAUAUUUCUCAAUGACUGCGACAAAUGUUGGAGCUAUCUGGUCUCAUGACAUUGAAGGGCCAGAACUGAAUCCAGAGCUGUACACACGUUGGUUGCAAUUUGGCGUCGUAUCAGGUAUAAUGAGAUCACAUGAUCGUGGAAUGUCCGCGGGUGGGUGCGCUGCUAAUGACCCUCCGUCAUGUACUAUCGUUGUACCAUGGGAGGUCGCUCCCAAGUAUGCAAGCGCAAACCUAAAAGCGUUGAGAUUGAGAGGUAGCUUGAUUCCCUAUCUGUAUUCUGCUGCAUACAAGGCCCACGUGACUGGAAAAUGGUUCAUCACGCCCAUGUACUACGAGUGGCCAGAGCUUGACAGUGCAUACGAAACAGCGGCGCCUAGACCAAACAACCAGACCAGGUUCGACCCCCAAUACAUGUUUGGGGACGACAUGUGGGUGGCACCAGUGGUAAAGCCUGGCAACCAUACCGAUGGAAUUGCAAGAUUGAGUCUUUGGGUCCCUCCAGGAACAUGGGUGGGAGUGGAUGGCGGCAAAGUACUAAGAGGCGACGAAGAUGGCUCUUCUUCAGUGGAUGUGUUGGCAGACUUGGAUGAGAUCCCAAUGUUUGCUCGAGCUGGUUCUGUGAUUCCCACCAUCCCAGUUCGCCCAGGAGCAACCAUUGGUCUUGCCAUGAAACAAUUCAAUGAAAUAAUUUGGACUGUCUAUCUUGCCUCGGAUGCCCCAGUCUCGGGAAGCGGCAUGUUUUAUGAAGACGAUGGGAUUAGCACUGCCUACCAUGAGAGGGAUUCCUUCACCAUAACUACCGCAUCCUAUAAUAUCACGACAUCGGAUGUUCUCGCAAAGCCGGUUGGAGAUGCCACUGCACGUAAGAUGACAACGUUGACCAAUACUUCAGGACACAAUCUUGACCCCAUCAAAUCAACAACAAUGACUUUCACCGUUACGACCAGUGGCCACUGCGAAAAAGUUGGUACUUCACGUGCUACCACUCUUCGGCUGGUGAACACACUGCCACCCACUUCAGUAGAUGUCAAUGGACAAUCAAUCCCAUACGCGCGGUUUGGUGGUGAGGGUACUUGGACCUUUGACAGCACAAAUGCCGCUGUUGUGAUCGAGCUACCCCCCUCAAAGAUAUCAGAAGGACUGCAAGUGACAAUCAACACGACCGGCCGCAAGCUGAGAGAGAAAGCGGCAUCUUUGGAUGGCCUCGGCUUUCGAUUGCAACGUGCCAUUGCUGCCGAGAAUACGCUUGAUAUACUUCGGAUCUCACCGGGAUGCCAAACUGGACGGAACAAGGAUCCUGGGUAUCUCGUACGUUCGGCUUCUGCUGGAUCUGCUCUGGAUUAUCUUGCCGGUCUCCCAGACCAUGAUGAAUUUGACAAUCUGCUCGCCUCAAUCCAGUCACUGCUAAGUGCUGCCCAUCAGGAACUGCUGAUAAUGAAGGUUGUACAAAAAAAGGAUCUCCCUUGGGUAGCCAGAGCACAGACAUUGAUUGGCAGUGCUCAUUAAAUCUUCUGAUGGAGAAGUUCUAGCUAGCUACCCACCUAUACCUCAGUACUAAAGUACUAAUAGACUCUGGGCAAUGCAUAGAGCAUACUCUGUGCCCCUUCGAGGUGUGGCUGUAGCCAGGGAGUUUACUCAUUUCAUACAGCAGUUGCACAACCUUGGGAGCGCGAGUGACCAGUCAGCAGACUUGUCGGUUGGGACUACCCUGAUCCUUCGAGGUCAGUCGCCUGUAAAAGACCUCUGGUCUGAAUCCGUUAAUAGAGUUUUCUUCUUUUGUGCCCCUUGGAGCUUGCUGGC
This is a messenger RNA of Seminavis robusta, 3333 nucleotides long. The record is from the annotation of a GenBank genome assembly. NCBI's taxonomy places the organism in Eukaryota, Bacillariophyta, Bacillariophyceae, Naviculales, Naviculaceae.